Messenger RNA from Pediculus humanus corporis (human body louse), 2298 nucleotides. RefSeq names its product coiled-coil domain-containing protein, putative. Bases 1 to 2298 code for a protein of 765 amino acids. NCBI's taxonomy places the organism in Eukaryota, Metazoa, Arthropoda, Insecta, Psocodea, Pediculidae. The record is from RefSeq and is a predicted model, not a curated record. The transcript has 6 exons.
AUGACGCAAGAUGGUAGAAAUCAUUCCGGACCGUGGCGUAACAACACUCCAGAACAAAUGUCACUUCCGAGAGCCAAACGUUACGGCAGCAAUAGACAAGAUUCACCACCCAUCGACGUCGUCGAUAGAAACGUCGAGAACGAUUCCCCGCAUCGCAACGAAUUUUAUAGACCCGAUGAUAAUUCGAUGAGAAAACGUAGUACGAGUCCGAGAUAUCAGAAAAAAGAUGGAAGCGUCGUUAGUAAGAGAAGCGAAAGUCCGAGAGAAUACCCUAAAAAUCCCGAUGAAAUAGUUUUGAUGAGAAAAAGAAACGGUAGACCGUUAUCACCCAUCAACGGAAGGGGUGGCGGUACUAAUAAUAAUAAUCGUCACAGUAAUCCCGAAUACAGGAGAAGUUAUUCUCCGGCUAAUAGAUACGAUAGAAAGGAAAUAAUAGACGAAACGAUGAUUAAAAUGUCGUGUCCUAAAAAUCUUGAAGAAUCCAUACCGAGAGAAAAAUCGUCGAUAUCCAUUGAAAAUUUCCGUAAGAAAAACGACAAGGGUAACAUGUCUCCGGUCGGUGUCGUCGCUCCGAGACGUCGAACGAGCGACGAAAGCAGUAGAAAUAAAAUGAACGAACAAUAUUGGGAUGACGAAGAAAGUUACAAGAGAAGGAUUCCCGGGUACAAAGACAAAAUGAAACACAACGUCGAAGACAACAUAAUGAUGACUAAAGAAUACAAUCAGCAAAAGAUGAAAAGGUUCGAAUCCGAUACCGGGGAGAAAAUGAUAAUGUCUAAGGAGAAAAAAUUACGGGAAAACACGAUGAAACUCUCACCCCAGGAAAGAUUUCUAGAUGCCAAAUCGAAAUUUUUAAUGUUGGAAAAAGAAAGAUUGAAAGAACAGGAUAAAAAUACUCAGAAUUUAGUAGAUAAGAAACGAUGCGUUCAAGACGAAGCGCCCAUUUCGCCGGAAAUCAUUAAAAAUCGUCCAUCUUGGAACAGAUCAUCCGACGAAUCGAAAUCGUUGAAAAAUCAAAAAGUCGAACUCGUGAGAAGAAACAGUUUUUUCGAAUUGGACAACGACGUGAAAUACUACGACAAAGAAAUAAGAGGGAAAUCAAUAGAUCAAUCGAAAGAAUCCCUACACGAUCCGGAAUUACAAAUGAUUAAAAGAUUAUCGAGAUCAGAUUCGAGAAACCGAUUUUUUUCGCAAGAAAGAUUAAGCGGCGACUUGGAUUAUGAAAUACAUUACAGAUCAGACAGUCCUAAAAAAUUUAGGGAUGAUCAUGAUGGAUUAAGAAGAAUGAAAAUUAGGAGUGAUGCAAGAGAUUACAUUCAAGACGAUCACAGAAGAGGUUACAAUAGAGAUUGGGAAAGAGAAAGAGAAAGAUAUGCGAGUCCUUCGAGAGAUAUGAGAAAAUAUAAUUCUAAUUCGAAUAAUAGAAGGCAAACGCCAUCGCCGGAUGUGGAAAAUUAUCCAGAUAACGAUGAAUGCGACGACGAGGACGACAUGAGAAGGAGAAGAUGUUACGAAGACGAAGUCGAUCAUUCUCAUCAAAAUUAUAAAAAUUCAAAUAAAAAUCGUUCGAUCGAGAGAGGAGAGGAAGUGACGUCGAAAUCAGUGCCAUACGAAAGGAAUAAAAUAUCAAAAUACGAAAUGUUGGAAAACGAAAAGAAAAUGAGUUCGAACGCGUUGGCGAAAGAAUUCAAAAGGAGAAGUUAUCAGGAUAAAAUGAUCGAACAAGACAACAAGAGAAUGAAUUACGUAGAUAGAGAUUACGAUGGCGGUGGUGGUAGAUAUUGUUGCGAUGAUUAUCCAGAAGAUUCUGUUAGAUUUCCAGAAAAAUCCGACGUGAGAAGAAGAAAUCAAUAUAAUUUAACCAAUUUGGAAUUGAAGAGAAAUUCACAUGAGUUGGCAAAAGAAUUUAACAGGAGAUCAAGAGGUUAUUCGUACGAAAGCGACGAAGAUUGUAGAAAGCAAAGGUCAAAUUCCGGAUAUCAAGAACAUAAAGAAAGAUAUCCAGGACAACAACAACAACACGAAAGAGAAUCUUCGAGAUCGUCCCAUCAUCAAGUUGAUCCCGAAACGAAAUUAUCGAGAAUGAAUUCAGAUGAUCACGAUAAAUUUAUCGAACAACAACCGAGAAUGAUACAAUUACAAAUGGAUAGAAUGCCAGCGAGGUAUCGGCAUAGUUUCGUAGACAAUGGUCCAAGUUUAAGCGUGAUGCCACCAAAUCGUGGUCACGACAUGUUGCACAGGACCAACAGUUCCGUAUCGUCAAACAGGGUCGGAAUAGCUGCCGUACAUCCUUAUUAA